This is a messenger RNA of Pelodiscus sinensis (Chinese soft-shelled turtle), 2988 nucleotides long. The record is from RefSeq and is a predicted model, not a curated record. Lineage: Eukaryota; Metazoa; Chordata; Testudines; Trionychidae.
ACAAAAAAACCAACAAGAAACUAAUUAUAAGCAGAUUUUCUCAGCCCUCUCCCCAGAUAUAACAUCUUAACCUUUGGCAGCCUUUUAAUUGUGUUUAAUAUCAUUCAGGCAUCUUUACUGGACUGAUGCUGGGACAAAUCGAAUAGAGGUAGCAAAGCUAGAUGGACGGUACAGAAAGUGGCUUAUCUCCUCUCUACUGGAUCAACCAGCAGCUAUUGUUGUGAAUCCUAAGCUUGGGCUUUUGUAUUGGACUGACUGGGGGAGGCAGCCAAAGAUUGAAUGUGCCUGGAUGGAUGGACAGCAAAGGAAAACACUGGUUUCUGAAGACCUUGGCUGGCCCACAGGCCUUUCUAUUGAUUAUCUCAACAAUGACAGGCUGUACUGGAGUGAUUCUAAGGAAAAUAUUAUUGAAUCCAUGAGACCAGAUGGAACAGACAGAGCCAUUGUAUUACGUGGAGUCAGCAGUCCGUACAGCCUUGAUGUCUUUGAAGGUCAUUUAUAUUGGAUUUCUAAGGAAAGAGGUGAAAUCUGGAAGGAAGAUAAAUUUGGAAAUGGAGAAAAGGUUAAAGUGCUGACUGUAAACCCUUGGCUCACUCAAGUGCGCAUCUAUCAUCAGCAUAGAUACAAUCUGUCAGUGCCUAAUCCUUGUAAAGAUGUCUGCAGCCAUCUCUGCUUGCUGAGACCAGGGGGAUACACUUGCGCUUGUCCACAGGGGGCUCGUUUUAUAGAAGGCAGCACCACAGAGUGUGAUGCAGCCAUUGAAUCCCCUCCAACAAUGCCACCAGCAUGUAGGUGUAUGUAUGGAGGAACAUGCUAUAUUGAUGAAAAUGAUCUUCCCAAAUGCAAGUGUUCUAAUGGCUACAUGGGAAAUUAUUGUGAAAUAGGAUUGUCAAAAGGAGUGCCUCCUGGAACAACAGCAGUAGCAGUGUUGCUGACAGUCAUUCUAAUAAUAAUAAUUGGAGCGUUGGCAGUUGGAGGGUUCUUUAACUACAGACGGACAGGCUCCCUCUUACCAGCACUUCCCAAACUACCCAGCUUAAGCAGUCUUGUAAAGUCCUCUGAAAAUGGCAAUGGAGUGACCUUCCGAUCUGGAGCGGAUGUGAGUAUGGACAUCGGUGUGUCUGGUUUUGGAGCUGAUUCUGCUAUAGACAAAGCAAUGCAGAUGAAUGAAAACUUUGCAGUGGAGUCAGGGAAGCAGCCAAUCACUUUUGAAAAUCCAAUGUAUGCAACCAGAGAAAGUGGAGCCAGUGUAGUGAAUAUAUCUCAGCCCUCAUGUGUUACAGCAUCUAAUAGCGGAGAAAGUGAGAAUUUUGAAAAUCCUGUGUACUCUGAUGCAAUAUCUGCUAGAGCACAGCAACCUCCUGCAAGUACAGAAAUGACACAGGAAACAAAGUGGAAUUUCUUCAAAAGAAAACUGAAACGAAGUACUAAUUUUGAAAAUCCAAUUUAUGCAGAGAUGGAGAAAGAACAACAAGAGGACACUAAAAAUGCCUCACCUCCCUCUCCUUCACUGCCUCCUAAGAUUACUCUCAAGAGAGACCCAUCUUUAGCUUAUACAGCAACAGAGGAUACAUUUAAAGAUACCGCCAGUCUUGUUAAAGAGGACUCUGUUGUAUAACUAGUUAAUCUGUUAUGGAAUAAUUAGAUUUACCCAUUUGCACAUAUAUUUUUUAUAAACAGAAGGAAAAAGGUUCACAUUCAAAUGCUUUAUAAAAAAUAUAUACACCUUUUAGCUAAUAGCUGGAGAUGUCUGUUGAAGCUAUGCCUUGUUUUUUUGACAAAUGCCAACUCCUAUUUUUUAUGAACAAUUAUCAUGAUGUACUAUAUGUAUAUCUUUGCACUGAAGCUCUCUGAAAGUAAUGUUAUAAAUAUAUUGUACAUUUGUAAAUUUUUGAAAGAUUAUCUUGUUUGUUGAUGUAGCUAAAAGAAAUUGGUACUGAAUUGGUUGUUACAUCUUUAGGGAUAAAUCCUUUAUAUAAAUGAUUUAACUAAAAAUCAAGGUAAAUAUAGAGCUUUACUGAUUUACAGAAAUUUUUGGAGCAUAUAUUUAUAACAGCACCUUCUUAAACAUGUACUGGUGUUUUGUGCAUCCCUACUACCCAUUUAAUACACUACUGUAAAAAUGGGACUAUCUGUCUUCUCUCUCUCUCUCUCACUCUUUCUGUAUAUCUCAGAUUAAAGAAAAGAUGGAAAUUCAGCACAGUGUAUUGGCUACCUGCACAGAAUGUUGUUUUUGCAAUGUUUUGUCUGUUGACAUUAAAUAAUUCCUCCCCAGAUCCAUAAUACAUAUACUUUCCUUCUAGGUUCCAGUAAAAAAAAAUCCUUUUAACAACAUUCAUAGGAAGAUUUGAUAUAUUUAAAUUUUAGUGCCAUACAGUAAUUUCAUCCUUAAUUAAUGAGAUUUUUCCUGAUCAUCAAUGGAAUAACUGUUCUUGGCUGGAGUCUCUGGAAGCCGCUCGUACUGUUUGUUAAAUGAAGUAGCUAGCAAAGUACAAAAGAUGCUGGUUAAUUAAAAUUUGAGCCAGCUUUUUCAUGUGGAAAAUUUAAUUUUUAUUGACUAUUUAUUUCCUGAGGUGGACAUUAUUAGAAAGGGAAACAGUUUCUGCUGAUGCAAUCUUUGUAGGUCUUUGGUUAUUUCCGUAACAUUCCAUUAGAAUAUACUGAACAUGUUGCUAGCUUUUCUAUCAAGUAGCCAGUUUAGUUUCCAUAACAUGAACUGUUUAAGAAAAGUCUAAGCACCACUGCAGGAAUGUGUACUUUAAUAUGUAAUUUAGCAUUCCUGGCUAAUUAUUCAAAUAACUGCAGACUCCUAAAUUUAUAAUCAAUGAGACUUCUGCUGUUGAUUGUUUUAUACCUGAGUUCUCAAAAUAUAUGCUAUCCCUAUUUAGAAUGCUUGUUGUAAUGACUUGGAAAUGUGUUUUGAUUAGAAAAGAUAACUGGAAAUGAUGCUGCUGAAUAAAUCUAAUAAAUGUGUUAUUUUAUCAUAUU